Rhineura floridana is the source of this 1240-nucleotide messenger RNA. RefSeq lists its product as uncharacterized. The coding region runs from base 305 to 1063 and encodes 252 amino acids. The record is from RefSeq and is a predicted model, not a curated record. NCBI's taxonomy places the organism in Eukaryota, Metazoa, Chordata, Lepidosauria, Squamata, Rhineuridae. The transcript is spliced from 2 exons.
UGUUUUACCACCACACCAGAGAUGUGCUAGCCACACCCUCAACCUUGUGGCAACACAAGACAUAGAGGCCAUGCUUUCUGACUCCUCCAAAAGUAGUCUUCUUGGUCCUUUCAAGAAACAGUUUCGUUCCUUGAUGGGAAAGUGCAGCAAGUUGUGGUCCAAGCAGAACCAGUCAGCCCAGAUUGCUGAGUAUAUCCAUGCGCAAUGUGGUGUGUAUCUGAAGGUACCGAAUAAGAGCAGGUGGAAUUCCACCUUUGAUUUGUUGUAGCAACUACAUGAGCUCCUGUCAACUGUGCCACUAAAAAUGCAUGCCAUAAUGGACCGCUGCUCCUUGUCCAGGAUCACAGCUGCUGAGAUUGAAGUGGUACAGGAAUACACAGAGAUUAUGGAGCCACUAGCCCAGUCCCUAGAUAUCCUGCAACGGGAGAACGGCAUGUUCAUGGGGUAUUUGCUACCAACGCUCUGCAAUCUGGACCGCAAGUUAGAAGGACUGGAAAAGAAACCUGAGAGGUACACAUACUGUUUUCAGCUGCUGAGAGGUGUGCGCGAAGCCCUAAGAAAGCGGUUUGCAGCUAUCUGGGAGGACAAGAGGCUUCUUCUGGCAGCCUGCCUACACCCUCGCUUCAAACUAGAUUGGCUGGAAUCGUGUCAGGCCACCACCCAUACCAACAAAUACACAAUGGAAGCCUUGUUGAAAGCUGAAAUAAAGAUGGGUGUACUUAAUGAGGACAGUGAUCAGUCUUCAGAUAAAGACCAGGAAGGAGAUGACUUAGAAGAUGACUUCUUUAACUUUCUGCCCCAGGGCAAGAAGUCAGCAGUGGACACUGCUGAGGAGGAACUGGUGAGGUACCUGAGGUCUCCCAGCAGGGAAGUGUCAUCACUCCAUGGCUUUCCAUGUGUGCUGCGGUGUUUUUUGCAGCACAACACAGGCAUGCCUUCAAGCGCCGCAGUAGAACGCCUGUUCAGUACUGGUGGCAACAUAAUGACUGUAAAAAGACAUUCCUUGUCUGACAUGCUCUUUGAGCAUCUUGUUCUUUUGAGACAUAACAGAAACAUAUUAUAAAAGCAUUUCAAGUGCAAAAUUUGAUUUCAAGAGUUGGGGUAUCUUCAUUGCUUGGGGGGAUGUGAGAUUCUGUUAUGCCAUUAUGUUAAUCUUAUGGAUAAAUUUUUUUAUUCUACUACCCCCUGUGUGUGUGUUUAUUUUUAAUAUUGUUUUAGGCUUCUUAGAUGUGCAGCAGCC